Messenger RNA from Candida dubliniensis CD36, 648 nucleotides. It is a transcript of the gene NAT2, whose product is annotated as Nat2p. The record is from RefSeq and is a predicted model, not a curated record. Bases 1 to 648 code for a protein of 215 amino acids. Lineage: Eukaryota; Fungi; Ascomycota; Pichiomycetes; Serinales; Debaryomycetaceae. The transcript has a single exon. Gene Ontology annotation, cellular component: mitochondrion.
AUGUUUCUAUUCAAGGGUUUUGGCGUUGCAUUCAGGCCAAUUAAUAAUGGGAUAUUCCGAUCAUUCAGGUUCCAAUCUACACGUAUCCCACCGAAUAAGAAACCGCAGGGAAUUAAGGCCCUAAUGAAGGAGUAUGGGUAUCCGGCUCUUGCGGUAUACUUGGGACUUUCAUGUAUUGAUUUGCCCAUAUGUUAUGUUUUGGUUCACUCUAUGGGACAAGAAAAGAUUGAAGUGUAUGAAAAUAAAGUGAAACAGACGUUUGGAUACGGUGUUUCCGACGAAGAGUUAAAGAAGAAGCAAGAGAUUAACAAGAUUCAACAAGACAUUGAAUCGCAUGGUGAACCAGCUCCCGAAAACUCUGGGUCGAUGGCCAGCUAUAUAUUGAGCCAAUUUUCAUGGACGGAGUUUGCCAUUGCCUAUGGGAUUCAUAAAUCGUUGAUUUUCAUUCGGUUGCCCAUCACUGCUGCCAUAACUCCAGGGGUAGUAAGAGUUUUGAGAGGGUGGGGGUUCAGGAUUGGUACUGAUAAGUUUUCGACCACUGCCAGUAUUGCUAAGGAUUUGGCCAAAUCCGGGAUCAAAGAUAUCACUGCAUCCUCGACAAAGUUUGGAGUCAAGGCAGGUAACAAAAAAUGGUGGUGGUUCUUUUAG